Cicer arietinum (chickpea) is the source of this 1290-nucleotide messenger RNA. Its product is annotated as transcription factor MYB17-like. The record is from RefSeq and is a predicted model, not a curated record. NCBI's taxonomy places the organism in Eukaryota, Viridiplantae, Streptophyta, Magnoliopsida, Fabales, Fabaceae.
AGUUGUUUCUUUAGUGUUGAAAAACAGCAUAGUAAUAGUUGAAUGAAAAUUCUACAUUUUGUUGUUGUCACCUUUAUGACUUUAUGAAUGUAAAUGUGCUUUGUUGUUGAAAAUGGGAAGGACACCAUGUUGUGAGAAGAAAGGUUUGAAGAAAGGACCUUGGACUACUGAAGAGGAUGAAAUUCUUGCUAACUAUAUCAACAAGAAUGGUGGUCAUGGAAGCUGGCAUGAACUCCCCAAGAUCACAGGUCUUCUUCGUUGUGGUAAGAGUUGCAGGCUUAGAUGGACUAACUAUCUUAGACCUGACAUUAAACGUGGACCCUUUACUCCUGAGGAAGAAAAACUAGUCAUACAACUUCAUGCCAUCCUAGGAAAUAGGUGGGCUGCAAUUGCAUCUCAAUUACCAGGAAGAACAGACAACGAGAUAAAGAACUUCUGGAACACACAUUUGAAGAAACGUCUGGAAAGCAUGGGAAUCGAUCCAAAAACACACGAGCCAGUAGCUUCAUCAACAAGUUACCCCAAUCACAAUUCACAUUCAUCAGUUUCCACACGUCACAUGGCUCAAUGGGAAAGUGCAAGGCUUGAAGCAGAAGCAAGACUCUCAAUAGACACAUCAAACUUCAACAACAACAACAACAAGAGCAAGAAUCCUAAUUCCAUUUCCGAAACCGAUUCUUCCGACUACUUUCUCCGAAUAUGGAACUCUGCAGUUGGAGAUGCAUUUCGCGAUAUUCGCAAACAUGAUACUGAUAAUAAUAAAUACAAAACUAGUUGCUGUCAGAGUCCUAGUUCUGCAGUUACAGCAGAAUUAGCUUCUAAUAACCAAUUAAGCAAUGGUGUGAAAGAAGAGUUUGAGUGGAGAAAUUAUAAGUUUUGUGUUGAAGAUAUGAUUCAUGGAUCUGAUUCAUCAAGCUCUAAUGACUUAGAAGAUUCACCAGACACUGCUUUGCAGCUCUUGUUGGAUUUUCCUAUGAACAAUGACAUGAGUUUCUUAGAAAACUCUUUUGAUUGUCCCCUAUAGGUAUGUGUAAUUGUUAAAAAAAUAAAACAAAUAGAAUUGGUGACUAAAGUUAGUCGGAAAAAGAAUUCUAAUUAAUUUUAUUGUCACUAAAUUCAGAGACUAAUUAGGGACAUAUUUUAUAUUUUUGCUCACUAAGUUUAUGUUGCUAAUAUUUUAUCUGCUAGUUGUGUGUGUCUGUUAUUUGUAGUAUCAAGUAGCUUUCUAUUUGGUCUUUUGUAGUAUUCUUUCUAUUCAUGCAAUUCAAGAGUUGUGAGAAUUAGAUGCCA